AUGGACACCGGACACGGGACACCGGACACAGAGCGCUGGACACCGCACACCACACACCAGACACCAGACACCGAGCACUGGAUACUGGACACUGCACACCACACACUGGACACCGCACACCGGACACCAGACACCGGACACCGGACACGGGACACCAAGUGCCGGACACUAGACACCGAGCGCCAGACACUGCACACCGGACACCGCACACCAGACACUGGACACGGGACACCAAGCGCCGGACACUGGACACCGAGCGCCAGAAACCGGACACCGAGUGCCGGACACCAGACACCGCACACCACACACUGGACACCGCACACCGGACACGGGACACCGGACUCCGAGCACCAGAAACUGGACACUGAGUGCCAGACAUCAGACACCGCACACCACACACCGGACACCGAGCGCCGGACACCGGACACCGAGCGCCGGACACCGGACAUCAAGCACCGCCCACCGUCUGCUCACACGCCUCUAGGAGAGUGUCUGCGGGACCCGAGAUUGGGCACAGAACAGCCACGCGCCACCUCAGUACCCACACCCCAGUACCCACACCCUCAGUACCCACACCCCCAGUACCCACAGCCUCAGUACCCACACCCUCAGUACCCACACCCCAGUACCCACACCCUCAGUACCCACACCCCAGUACCCACACCCCAGUACCCACACCCUCAGUACCCACACCCCAGUACCCACACCCUCAGUACCCACAGCCUCAGUACCCACACCCCAGUACCCACACCCCAGUACCCACACCCUCAGUACCCACACCCCCAGUACCCACACCCUCAGUACCCACACCCCAGUACCCACACCCUCAGUACCCACACCCCAGUAUCCACACCCUCAGUAUCCACACCCUCAGUACCCACACCCCAGUAUCCACACCCUCAGUAUCCACACCCCAGUACCCACACCCUCAGUACCCACACCCCCAGUACCCACAGCCUCAGUACCCACACCCUCAGUACCCACACCCCAGUACCCACACCCUCAGUACCCACACCCCAGUACCCACACCCCAGUACCCACACCCUCAGUACCCACACCCCAGUACCCACACCCUCAGUACCCACAGCCUCAGUACCCACACCCCAGUACCCACACCCCAGUACCCACACCCUCAGUACCCACACCCCCAGUACCCACACCCUCAGUACCCACACCCCAGUACCCACACCCUCAGUACCCACACCCCAGUAUCCACACCCUCAGUAUCCACACCCUCAGUACCCACACCCCAGUAUCCACACCCUCAGUAUCCACACCCCAGUAUCCACACCCUCAGUACCCACAGCCUCAGUACCCACACCCUCAGUACCCACAGCCUCAGUACCCACACCCCAGUACCCACACCCCAGUAUCCACACCCUCAGUACCCACACCCUCAGUACCCACACCCCCAGUACCCACACCCCAGUACCCACACCCUCAGUACCCACACCCCCAGUACCCACACCCCAGUACCCACACCCCCAGUACCCACACCCUAAUACCCACACCCCAGUACCCACACCCCCAGUACCUACACCCUCAGCACCCACACCCCCAGUACCCACACCCCAGUACCCACACCCCCAGUACCUACACCCUCAGUACCCACACCCCCAGUACCCACACCCCAGUACCCACACCCCCAGUACCUACACCCUCAGCACCCACACCCCCAGUACCCACACCCCCAGUACCCACACCCCCAGUACCCACACCCUCAGUACCCACACCCCCAGUACCCACACCCUCAGUACCCACACCCCAGUACCCACACCCCCAGUACCCACACCCCCAGCACCGCUUGCUGCUGACUGA
Molecule: messenger RNA, 1818 nt
Organism: Erinaceus europaeus (western European hedgehog)
Lineage: Eukaryota; Metazoa; Chordata; Mammalia; Eulipotyphla; Erinaceidae
Exons: 2
Coding region: 1-1818 (605 amino acids)
Source: RefSeq, a predicted model, not a curated record